UCCUCGUUGGGCGUCUGAAGGCAAGAUGGGUCACCAGCAGCUCUACUGGAGUCACCCACGGAAGUUCGGCCAGGGUUCCCGCUCUUGCCGCGUCUGCUCCAACCGCCACGGUCUGAUCCGCAAAUACGGGCUGAACAUGUGCCGCCAGUGCUUCCGGCAGUACGCGAAGGACAUAGGCUUCAUUAAGUUGGACUAAGCGGCCUUGAUUC
Mus caroli (Ryukyu mouse) is the source of this 209-nucleotide messenger RNA. Its product is annotated as small ribosomal subunit protein uS14. Gene Ontology annotation, cellular component: cytosolic small ribosomal subunit; ribosome. Gene Ontology annotation, molecular function: structural constituent of ribosome; zinc ion binding. Gene Ontology annotation, biological process: cytoplasmic translation. Lineage: Eukaryota; Metazoa; Chordata; Mammalia; Rodentia; Muridae. The record is from RefSeq and is a predicted model, not a curated record.